This is a messenger RNA of Cryptotermes secundus, 1046 nucleotides long. It is a transcript of the gene Roe1, whose product is annotated as grpE protein homolog 1, mitochondrial. The transcript has 6 exons. The record is from RefSeq and is a predicted model, not a curated record. Gene Ontology annotation, biological process: protein folding; protein import into mitochondrial matrix. Gene Ontology annotation, molecular function: adenyl-nucleotide exchange factor activity; protein-folding chaperone binding; protein homodimerization activity. Gene Ontology annotation, cellular component: PAM complex, Tim23 associated import motor. Lineage: Eukaryota; Metazoa; Arthropoda; Insecta; Blattodea; Kalotermitidae. The coding region runs from base 193 to 765 and encodes 190 amino acids.
UGGGAAAAUGGCGCUGGUUGGUGCUGCUUUGUUAAGAUUUGGGCGGUUAGUAGCAGAAAAUGUAGUAAGUGUUGGAAAAUACGGAAGUACCAGGUUCGUAAAACGUUUAUCAGGUUCUAUCACACGAAGUUGUACUUUUGAUGUCAGAGUAACACAUCUUUUCUAAGUCGGUGGCCCAAUGGCCAAAGAGGAAUGAGUGUUACAUCAGAAGAAACAAAACAAAAUGCAGAAACAGCUGCAAGUGAAGAAUCAGAGAAUGAGAAAAAAAUAAGGAAAGAAAAUGAAAAUCUCAUCAAAGAAAUCGAUUUAUUAUCAGAAAAGAAUCUGGAAUUAGAAGAUAAAUACAAACGAGCUCUAGCAGAUGGUGAAAAUAUGAGGCGGAGGUUAAUGAAACAGAUAGAGGAUGCAAAACUCUUUGGCAUACAGGGAUUCUGUAAAGAUCUGUUAGAGGUGGCAGACAUUCUGGGCAAAGCUACAGAAAGUGUUCCAAAAGAGGAAGUUAGGGAAAGCAAUCCACAUUUAAAAAAUCUCUACGAAGGACUUAAAAUGACAGAAGCCCAGUUACAUAAGGUAUUCAGUCGGCAUGGCCUUAUUCCAGUUAAUCCAAUAGAAGAAAAGUUUGAUCCUAACUUACAUGAAGCGCUAUUCCAACAGGAGGUGCAAGGGAAAGAUCCUGGUACAAUUGUUGUAGUAUCAAAAAUUGGUUACAAGCUUCAUGAACGAGUCAUACGGCCAGCUCUAGUUGGGGUUGCAAAAGGUCCCUAAAUUGAAUACAAUCUAAUGGCAGCAAACAUUACCAUAGCAGCCAGAAAUAUGUUUAUGUAGACAUUUAUUGUAUAUAACAGAACUGGUAUUAUAAAACUGUGUGACUAUAAAGUGAACAUAUUGUGACUUGAACUUCAUCUAUGUUAACACAGUAUAUUUUGAUGCCUAUGAAACAAGAUUACAUAAUUUGAAUUUGGAAUAGAACACUUUCAAAAAUUAGUUUUAACACUUCUUUAUCAUUCCUUUUUUUGGGAUGCAAUAAAUUUUUAUUGCGGUAUUUC